Oikopleura dioica is the source of this 507-nucleotide messenger RNA. NCBI's taxonomy places the organism in Eukaryota, Metazoa, Chordata, Appendicularia, Copelata, Oikopleuridae. The record is from the annotation of a GenBank genome assembly.
AUGAACAUGAAUCUCGCCCUGGACGAUUUAGAAAAAGACAUCGCACUACUCCAAGGGCUCAUUUUAAGAGACACGCCGAAGCAGCAAAAACAACAAAAACCUCAACCGAAAAAGACCUUUCCCCAGGUUGAAAACAUAGAAGACAACCUCGCCAUUGCUAUCAAACAAGCCGAAGUGGACAAAAUCGAGCUGGAAAUCCUCCGAAACGAGCUUGAGCAACAAGAACUGCUGGAAACUGCGAAUUCCAGACAUGAUCGACUCGUCCAGAGCAUGAUGAAUCAAGUUCAGCAUCUCGACGAAGAUUUCGUCCUAGACAUUCUCAAACUCUUAGAAAAACCUCUUUCACACGGAGCCCAAACCCGCAUCACCAAAAAGCUUCAAGAAAUCGCCCGCGAAGAGAUUGAAAACCAAAUGAAACAAGCCCUUGAAAAUUCUGACACGUCUGAAAGCGACGCUGAUCUCCUUGAGGAAGAUCGGGAGGAUGUCGCUGAUCUCCCUGAGUUCUGA